CACACACACACACACACACACACACACACACACACACACACACAUCUGGCUGGAAGCAUCUGCUCCCCAUCACUGGAAUCAUUCUGUUCUACACAGAGAAUGAUAAUGAGGACCGUCAUUAUGAUGACAUGCUGCUUGUUAGCUCUGUCUCUCUCCGUUCUCGGUGCUGCUGCUCCUUUGUAUGUGCGGCUCCUGCCACAGGACUGUCAAGAACUCUACAGGAGUGGUGUUAAUCGUAGUGGAGUGUACACCAUCUACCCUUCCGACACCACCCCUGUAGAGGUGUACUGUGAGGUGGGCUGCUCUGAGGAUUCAGCCCGUGGAUGGACAGUGAUUCAGAGGAGAAUAGAUGGCAGUGUGAAUUUCUACAGGCAUUGGCAGGAGUACAGGAAUGGCUUUGGGAAUAAGAGUGGAGAAUACUGGCUGGGUUUGGAGAACCUCUACAUGAUGACCCACAACAAGCUGUAUGAGCUAAAAGUGGACAUGGAGGACUAUGAUGGAUCGAAAGCAUCUGCAGUUUACACAGUGUUCUCUGUGGGCUCUGAAAGUAAUGGAGGCUAUAUGCUCCAAGUUGGCGGUUUCAUCGACAAAGGAGCAGGUGAUUCUCUAUCUUAUCACAGUGGAGUAGGAUUCUCCACUUACGAUAAGGAACAGAAUUCUUAUGGCUGUGCUAAACAAUACCUCGGGGGGUUUUGGUACAAUGCUUGCCACAUUACAAACCCCAAUGGUAUAUAUCUGGGGAGACGGGACGGCACGUAUUUUGCCAUUGGUAACGUGUGGGCCACUUGGAGAGGCUAUGAUUAUGGCCUGAAAUCCAUCACUAUGAAAAUCAGGCCUGCCUCUUAAACAUGCAGUGGAAAAGCCAGAAUAUUUCCACCCUGGGAAUAAAACAACACCGUCAGCUGUUAUUGUCUAGUUUACCAGAGUGAUUCUGUUCAUUGGGAGAAUUAUGUAAUUCUCUCCUUUAUAUAGGUAUACCAUGUAUCACUUUAAUCAAGUGAUAUAAAAAAAUAAAUACUAAAUCACUAUG
This is a messenger RNA of Ictalurus furcatus (blue catfish), 1030 nucleotides long. RefSeq names its product microfibril-associated glycoprotein 4. NCBI's taxonomy places the organism in Eukaryota, Metazoa, Chordata, Actinopteri, Siluriformes, Ictaluridae. Bases 100 to 846 code for a protein of 248 amino acids. Gene Ontology annotation, biological process: elastic fiber assembly. The transcript is spliced from 6 exons. The record is from RefSeq and is a predicted model, not a curated record.